AUGAGUGAUGGUAGCGUUUCAGACGAAGACAGGCGAAAGUUGCAUGAGGAGGGCUGCCUAGAGCUUCCUCGGCGCCCCUCGUGGGAGGUUUGCUUGCUGGUUGAGCAGUACUACUGGCAGUUUCACUCACGCGUGGCCUCCUUGCUCGAGGAGACCCGCGGAAGCUGGACCGAAGAUGGGGACGAGCGGCCAGGAACUGCAGCUGCGUGGGAAGUCAGCAAGAAGUUAGAGGACGAUGGCCUUUAUGUCUCUGCGGUGCACCCUUCCGUCGACGAUGAGGAUAACUGGACCGGGCCACGGUUUUACAUCUCCAUCGUUCCCUCGGCCAUCAACAAAGGUCUGCCGGCUCCCAGGCCGCCCAAAGACGUGGAGGAGCUGCUGUGGCCGCGGCCGCGAGAUCGCCUUCAGCCUUGGAUCACUGAGCUGGGCUGGACCAUGGUGCCGGAAGGCUCCAACGAGCAAACGCUGCAUGCUGACAUCUUGUCCUGGGAGGAGGAGCCAUCGCGGCCACGGAAGGAGGGCCUUGGCCGCUUCCAUCACUUCUUGUGGAAGCCCAGCCGCCGCGACUGCUGUACCACCAAGAUCGUCCACACUGCAUUCACUGAGGGGUCGGUGGAGGGAUGGCACUAUGACAGCCUGUCCCAGGUCCAAAGCCCAAGUUUAGUCCUGGACAGCGAAGUGUUGCACUGCGGGAGUGCGACUCGGAAGGGCAGUCCCUGGUCCAGCACCUGCACGGUCCAGCUCUGUUCCGCGCGGGGCUGGCGGGCACUCCACGCUGACGGCCGUGCUUCGCAGGACCUGCUAUGGUAUGUGUGGCCAAUUGAGGAGGCCCCACUGAAGAGGCCUGCUGCGCCCAGCGCUUGGCGGCAGGAUGCAGAGGUGGAAGCUCUGUGGGAGGAUGGUUACUGGUACGCUGCAAGGAUCGUGAGACGUCAGAAGGAUGGGCGCUACAAGGUGAGAUGGGAGGGCGAGGACACCGUGGCCUCGGACUUCUUCGCUGCCCAUCUGCGCGCGAGGAGGCUUGAUGACACUGCAGGGCUGCUGCGGCCCUGCAAGCGUGCGCGGACGCAGUAG
Molecule: messenger RNA, 1074 nt
Organism: Symbiodinium natans
Lineage: Eukaryota; Dinophyceae; Suessiales; Symbiodiniaceae
Source: the annotation of a GenBank genome assembly